Molecule: messenger RNA, 5034 nt
Organism: Saimiri boliviensis boliviensis (Bolivian squirrel monkey)
Lineage: Eukaryota; Metazoa; Chordata; Mammalia; Primates; Cebidae
Source: RefSeq, a predicted model, not a curated record
GCAGCCCACGUUAGUGAUGGAGGAGAGAAGAUGGCGGAAGCGGAGUGAGUGACUUGAUGAUUUAAGGACCAUAAUACAGUUAUGGAUAGUGAACCAAACCCUGGGACAUCUUCUGUGUCAACCACAACCAGCAGUACCACCACCACCACCAUCACCACUUCCUCCUCUCGAAUGCAGCAGCCACAGAUCUCUGUCUACAGUGGUUCAGACCGACAUGCUGUACAGGUGAUUCAACAGGCAUUGCAUCGGCCCCCCAGCUCAGCUGCUCAGUAUCUUCAGCAAAUGUAUGCAGCCCAACAGCAGCACCUGAUGCUGCAUACUGCAGCUCUUCAGCAGCAGCAUUUAAGCAGCAGCCAGCUUCAGAGCCUUGCUGCCGUUCAGGCAAGUUUGUCCAGUGGAAGACCAUCUACAUCUCCUACAGGAAGUGUCACACAACAGUCAAGUAUGUCCCAAACAUCUAUCAACCUCUCCACUUCUCCUACACCUGCACAGUUAAUAAGCCGUUCCCAGGCUUCCAGUUCUACCAGCGGCAGUAUUACCCAACAGACUAUGUUACUAGGGAGUACUUCCCCUACCCUAACGGCAAGCCAAGCUCAAAUGUAUCUCCGAGCUCAAAUGCUGAUUUUCACACCUGCUACCACUGUGGCUGCUGUACAGUCUGACAUUCCUGUUGUCUCGUCGUCAUCGUCAUCUUCCUGUCAGUCUGCAGCUACUCAGGUUCAGAAUUUAACAUUACGCAGCCAGAAGUUGGGUGUAUUAUCUAGCUCACAGAAUGGUCCACCAAAAAGCACUAGUCAAACUCAGUCAUUGACAAUUUGUCAUAACAAAACAACAGUGACCAGUUCUAAAAUCAGCCAACGAGAUCCUUCUCCAGAAAGUAAUAAGAAAGGAGAAAGCCCAAGUCUGGAAUCACGAAGUACAGCUGUCACCCGGACAUCAAGUAUUCAUCAGUUAAUAGCACCAGCUUCAUAUUCUCCAAUUCAGCCUCAUUCUCUAAUAAAACAUCAGCAGAUUCCUCUUCAUUCACCACCUUCCAAAGUUUCCCAUCAUCAGCUGAUAUUACAACAGCAGCAACAGCAAAUUCAGCCAAUCACACUUCAGAAUCCAACUCAAGACCCACCCCCAUCCCAGCACUGUAUACCACUCCAGAACCAUGGCCUUCCUCCAGCUCCCAGUAAUGCCCAAUCACAGCAUUGUUCACCAAUUCAGAGUCAUCCGCCUCCUUUAACAGUGUCUCCUAACCAGUCACAAUCAGCACAGCAGUCUGUAGUGGUGUCUCCUCCACCACCUCAUUCACCAAGUCAAUCUCCUACUAUAAUUAUUCAUCCACAAGCACUUAUUCAGCCACAUCCUCUUGUGUCAUCAGCUCUCCAGCCAGGGCCAAAUUUGCAGCAGUCCACUACUAAUCAGGUGCAACCUACAGCACAGUUGAAUCUUCCAUCUCAUCUUCCACUUCCAACUUCCCCUGUUGUACACAUUGGCCCAGUUCAACAGUCUGCCUUGGUAUCCCCAGGCCAGCAAAUUGUCUCUCCAUCACACCAGCAAUAUUCAACCCUGCAGUCCUCUCCAAUCCCAAUUGCAAGUCCUCCACAGAUGUCGACAUCUCCUCCAGCUCAGAUUCCACCACUGCCCUUGCAGUCUAUGCAGUCUUUACAAGUGCAGCCUGAAAUUCUGUCCCAGGGCCAGGUUUUGGUGCAGAAUGCUUUGGUGUCAGAAGAGGAGCUUCCAGCCGCAGAAGCUUUGGUCCAGUUGCCAUUUCAGACUCUUCCUCCUCCACAGACUGUUGCGGUAAACCUACAAGUGCAACCACCAGCACCUGUUGAUCCACCAGUGGUUUAUCAAGUAGAAGAUGUAUGUGAAGAAGAAAUGCCGGAAGAGUCAGAUGAAUGUGUCCGGAUGGAUAGAACCCCACCACCACCCACUUUGUCUCCAGCAGCUAUAACUGUGGGGAGAGGAGAAGAUUUGACUUCUGAACAUCCUUUGUUAGAGCAUGUGGAAUUACCUGCUGUGGCAUCAGUCAGUGCUUCAGUAAUUAAAUCUCCAUCAGAUCCCUCACACGUUUCUGUUCCACCACCUCCGUUGUUACUUCCAGCUGCCACCACAAGGAGUAACAGUACAUCUAUGCACAGUAGCAUUCCCAGUAUAGAGAACAAGCCCCCACAGGCUAUUGUUAAACCACAGAUCCUAACCCAUGUUAUUGAAGGCUUUGUGAUUCAGGAGGGAUUGGAGCCAUUUCCUGUGAGUCGUUCGUCUUUGCUAAUAGAACAGCCUGUGAAAAAACGGCCUCUUUUGGAUAAUCAGGUGAUAAAUUCAGUGUGUGUUCAGCCAGAGCUACAGAAUAAUACAAAACAUGCCGAUAAUUCAUCUGACACAGAGAUGGAAGACAUGAUUGCUGAAGAGACAUUAGAAGAAAUGGACAGUGAGUUGCUCAAGUGUGAAUUCUGUGGGAAAAUGGGAUAUGCUAAUGAAUUUUUGCGGUCAAAACGAUUCUGCACGAUGUCGUGUGCCAAAAGGUACAAUGUUAGCUGUUCUAAAAAAUUUGCACUUAGUCGUUGGAAUCGUAAGCCUGAUAAUCAAAGUCUUGGGCAUCGUGGCCGUCGUCCAAGUGGCCCUGAUGGGGCAGCAAGAGAACAUCUCCUUAGGCAGCUUCCAAUUACUUAUCCAUCUGCAGAAGAAGACUUGGCUUCUCAUGAAGAUUCUGUGCCAUCUGCUAUGACAACUCGUCUGCGCAGGCAGAGUGAGCGGGAAAGAGAACGUGAGCUUCGGGAUGUGAGAAUUCGGAAAAUGCCUGAGAACACUGACUUGCUACCAGUUGCACAAACAGAGCCAUCUAUUUGGACAGUCGAUGAUGUCUGGGCCUUCAUUCAUUCUUUGCCUGGCUGCCAGGAUAUCGCAGAUGAAUUCAGAGCACAGGAGAUUGAUGGACAGGCCCUUCUCUUGCUAAAAGAAGACCAUCUCAUGAGUGCAAUGAAUAUCAAGCUAGGCCCAGCCCUGAAGAUCUGUGCACGCAUCAACUCUCUGAAGGAAUCUUAACAGAAACAUGAAGCCUUGAUAAAACAGCAGUUUUAUUCUUCUCAUACAAACUUGUAAGGUAAAGGCCUAAAUUGGUCUAGAGUAUGACACUUACUGUGGUGGAUAGCCGAGCACAUUGGGACCUCCACAUCAAAUACUGACAUUUCUUAUACAGGUAUAAUAAUUCAUCGUACAUUUUCAUAAUUAACCAUUGGUAAAGUUAAUUUUACAGGUUACAUGAAACACUGAAAGACUUGUUAUAGAGGGCCAUGAUAUUUUUCAAAGAAAUGUGUUAUACUAGAUAAUUUUUUUAAAGGUGAUGUUUAUCAUUAAUAUAAAGAAUCCUUUUAAAAGUAAUUUAAUGAUUUACAUUUGUCCUGUUUUGAUUUGGUUUUCUUAUACAUUUUUUUCUACCCUAUUAGUUUUCUAAAGGUUGUCAUGAGAGAUAUGUUGUGGCAUAAUUUAGUAGUCCAGUGACAGAAUCACAUGCAAUGAAAUCAGUGUACACUUUAAAAAACAUGUCUUUUAGACAUAUGCUUUAUCUGUAAAAAAGGAAUUGUGUUUUAGUGUGAAGAAAACUGAUCUGGAAGUGAAAACAGUUUCUAUUCCAAACUUGACCAAGAAUUUGGUUUGACUGAGGAAGUUUUCCUCUCAGUUUUUGUACAUUUAGAGCAGUGGUUUUCAAUAGAGGUCAGUUUUGAUCGCCAGGGGACAUCUGGCAAGUCUAGAGACAUUUUGGUUGUCACAGCUUGAGGGGGUGUUCAGGGGAGGGUUCUAGAUACUACUGGUAUCUAGGAGAUAGAAGCCAGAGAUGUUUCUAUAUAUUUUAUAAUGCACAGGACAGCACACCUCCACUACAAAGAAUUAUUGGUUCAAAAAUGUUAGUAGUGCCAAGGUUGAGAAACUCUGAUAUAGAAGGAGUGAUAAAUAUUGUUUUCACCCAAAGGGAUCUUUUUUAAAAAUGGAGCAUAGCAAACAUACAUGAUGGAAGUGUUAUUCAGAUAACAUUAAUAUUCUGUUGAAUUAUUUUUUUCUAGUUUAACCAUGCUAGAAAAAGAAAAAAAAUCUGCAAAUUGGCCUAUAAAAUAGGACUGACAUACAAGUAAUUUAAUUCUCAGAAAGUACUAAUUCAUUCUGAUUAUCUUUCAUACCUCUGUGCUCCUCUGCACUGAUGAAGGCAUAAUAUGAUUAUACCUAUGAACCAGUGUACAGCCUUUUCUGGAAAGAAAAUAGUUUUUAGUAGAUAUGUGAUUGCUCUUUGGAUUUUUUUCUAAUGUUGAACAUGCUGGGACUAGCUAGAAUGCACAUUCCUACUUCCUUUACCAAACCUUUGCAUGCUUCCUGCAAAGCACUUACCAAGUGAAUUCUCUUGAAUGAUCAGAUAUAAGUUUGUAUGUACAUGUUUGAGGAAAACAAUUUAAAGCAAAACCUUUUACUGAGCAGUGUUCUAUAGAAUUAUGACACUAAAACAAAAUUGUGGAAGCCCUGAAAGCUUUAUAGUCCUGGACAUCAAAAAUUUUAUUUCAGAUGAUGAAUGUUUUGUUUUAAUCUUGUCUUAUAUUACCACGAUUGAGAUAUUUUAGUAACUGAAGGAACAUACACAGAUAUUUGGCAGAAGUUGAGUAAGUAGGGGAAAAAGAGUCCGUGAGUUUCAGUCAUUUUCAUUGCUCUUUUCAGAAAGAUUGUGUUCAGCUAGUAGAAGACUAAAGAUGUCGCUGAAGACAUCACAGAUAUUAUAUUUAUCUUUUGGCUUUGUGUACAUUAGAGAAUGUUGAUUAUUUUUAUACAAAAAUACAGCGGGUAAUUUUUUUAAUCUUUAGAUGCCUCUUGUUUGAAUGUAUGCUUUGUGAAUUCUUUGUGUAGUAAUGUUUUUAAAAAAAAGAUGUUUACUGAUAGUUACAUGUAGGAUUAGAAUGUGUAAUAUAAGGCUCAUGUUCCAGACCUACAGUAGCUUGUAGUCUGUGUUACAUAUUUCUUUAUAUCACAUUUUUAAUCAUUGGAUUAAAGUUUCAAGGAAAGCUA